This is a messenger RNA of Ahaetulla prasina, 6729 nucleotides long. It is a transcript of the gene IL16, whose product is annotated as interleukin 16. Gene Ontology annotation, biological process: induction of positive chemotaxis; leukocyte chemotaxis. The transcript has 17 exons. The coding region runs from base 2595 to 6125 and encodes 1176 amino acids. Lineage: Eukaryota; Metazoa; Chordata; Lepidosauria; Squamata; Colubridae. Gene Ontology annotation, molecular function: cytokine activity; CD4 receptor binding. The record is from RefSeq and is a predicted model, not a curated record.
GGUUUUCAGCUCACGGCGAAAGGUCCGAAGAUCAGGCAAUUGGCGUAAACCAAUUUUCCAGUUUUCCGGUUCCCAGCAUGCGCAUGUGUGCCAGUCACCUGGUCUUCCGGUUUCUGGCAUGCAUAUGCAUGUGGAGAUCCGCUGGCUGGAACCUGGAAGAGCAAUUGGUGAUGGCUGGCAUGCCCAGAGCCAUCUGUGUGCCAUUUCUGGCACAUAUGCCGUAGGUUCGCCAUCACGGACAUAGGAUGUCCUGUUUGAGCAGGGGUUUGGACUAGAAGACCUCCAAGGUCCCUUCCAACUCUGUUAUGCUGUUAACAUGGUGUAGAAAGCGUUGCAGGGAAGAUGUCCGGAGAAAACUUUGGAUUAUUGCAAUGCUCUCUACAUGGGGCUGCCCUUGAAGUGCACCCGGAGGCUGCAGCUAGUCCAGAAUGCAGCUGCGUGGGUAAUAGUGGGAGCAACUCGUUGUAACACCAAUCCUGCGCAGUCUGCACUGGCUUCCUGUGGUCUUUCGGGUGUGCUUUAAGAUUUUGGUUACCACCUUUAAAGCGCUCCAUGGCUUAGGGCCCGGAUACUUACGGGACCGCCUGCUGUUACCUUAUGUCUCCCACCGACCCGUACGCUCACACAGAGAGGGCCUUCUCAGGGUGCCGUCUGCCAAACAAUGUCGGCUGGUGGCCCCCAGGGGUAGGGCCUUCUCUGUUGGAGCUCCUACGCUUUGGAACAAACUUCCCCCUGGUUUACGUCAAGUGCCUGAUCUUCGGACUUUUCGCCGUGAGCUGAAAACGCACCUAUUUAUUCAAGCGGGACUGGCUUAAAAGUCUUAAAAGUUUUAUUAAAGUUUUAAUUGGGGCUAUUUAUAAUUUUAUGAUCUUAAAUUGUUUUAAAUUUCGGCCAUUUGUAAUAUGCUUGUUUUAGUUUUGUUUUAAUGUGUAUAUUGUGGUUUUUUUUAAUAUUUGGCUGUACACCGCCCUGAGUCCUUCGGGAGAAGGGCGGUAUAUAAAAAUCUAAUAAAAUAAAUAAAAUAAAUCUAAUAAAAUAAAACUUCUCCAGAAAUAAUCUUGUAGUCUCCCCAUUGCUGGAGGCAUUUGAAAAGAGGUUGAGAGAGGUUACCAGUCUGGGAUGCUGCAGCGUACGCCUAAUCCUAUAGAUCUUGCACUGAGUAGGAAGGUAGAGUAUAUAGUCACUUUCUGUAAAAAUUGUGCAACGAAUCGGAUAGUGACGGGAACUGUAGGAGCAGGAUAUUUUCUUAUGAACAUUAUUCUGCAGAGAUAUUAAGAGAUAGUGUAAUUAUAUAUAAAUAGUUUGCAGUUCUCCCCUUCUGCAGCUCACCUUGCAAGCUUGUCUAUGUCUCAUCUCAAUGAACAGAUUGAGGAGGUCUGUAUCAUAGAUAGCCUUCCUCCUCCAUUCAAUCUGUUACCCAAGAAAGGAAACUGGUAUUGCAAUUUGCUUUCACCAUGGAAGCAUCAUCCUCUUUCAUAGAGCUCCACUACACCAACAGAGAAAUCAGAAUAUUUGUAAACAUUCUAUGACAUCUCGGCAAGGGUAUAUAUAGCAAAGGAUAAAUAAAUAUAUGAAGUGCUUCACUAUCACAUGUUCCUUCCUAUGACUUCAGGCUAGUUACAAAACAAUCAGAAUCAUUGGAGGGUGUUGUUGUUGUUGUUUUUGCCUUAUUGGACCUAUAUAAGAGGUCCAUUAAAUGAUUUUAUGAGAAGUAAUUUAAAAAACAAAAAACAAUUCUAUUUACUGGAUGUACCAAAAAGGUCUGUUAAAGUUCUGAAAGAUUUGGGGGUCAAAAAACAAGAUUAAUAGGAAACAAAUUCUGGAACUAGAUUUAGAAGGGUCAAAAAAUAAGUCUGUCAAAAGUUCAGGGAAGGAAUGCAAGGCUAGCUUAUUUGACCAGGGUUACAAUAAAAAAAAUCGUUAUAUCUGAUCUCCCUUACUGAAUUUUUGCUGAUAAAGAGCAAAUGAUGAAACUUUUCGAUUUUUAAUUGAGAGGUGAGUUAUGGGAUGAAGAGAGUAAUGCUAUAAAAUGUUUCUAUUUGCUAAGAUGGAAGGGGAAGUCCCUUCCUUCCUUCCUUCCUUCCUUCCUUCCACUUUUUUCUUUUGUAGUUGGUAUUAGUUUUCAUUCUUUGUAAUUCUUAAUAGAAUUAUUUGAGGGGGAAAAAAAUCAGAAGCUGGUUUAAUAGCCCCCCCUAAACAUUCCUUAGCUGUGAUCUGAGAGCAAUGUUUGCUCGAAAAUAAUAUUGGUCACGGUCUUGUGGUUUGCAAAUGUAAAUAUGACCUGAACAGAAGCAACAGCAGCUCAAAAAACAGGGAUCCCCUUUGAAGCAGCUGCAGAAACCUGAUGACACUUGUUCACAAUCCUGCAGGCCUAUUGUUGUCUUUUCUUUCUUUCUUUUCUUUUUUCUUUUUUUCUUUUCAAGGGAUGGUCGUUUAAGCCCUGGCGAUGAGCUUUUAACAGUCAACGGGCAACCCCUUAAAGAGCUCUCCAGCAAAGAGGCUGAAUCGCUCAUCCAGUCUGCCAGAGGCUUGGUUAAUUUAGUGAUCGCUAAUAAGGUGCCAGUCCGUACUGGAUAGGAGAUGUUGAUAGUUCUAUGGUCAAGAAGUCAACCUCUCGGUACAGACAGUCCCUUUAUAGCAACAGAAAGUCAUUCUCUCAGCAGCUGGAGAAUGCAGCAGGAAAAGCAGCUGUCAAGCCUCUUUCCAGGUCAUCUCGCUCACUAAGUUCCGCCCACCUCAUGUCCACAUCUUCGGGUUUACAGGCCUCCAUGAUCUCCAACAUUGUUUUAAUGAAAGGUCAAGGGAAGGGACUGGGCUUCAGCAUUGUGGGUGGUCAGGACAGCAUUUAUGGUCCCAUUGGCAUCUAUGUGAAGACAAUCUUUCCUGGAGGAGCAGCUGCUGCAGAUGGAAGGUUACAGGAAGGAGAUGAAAUCCUAGAAUUGAAUGGAGAAUCAAUGCAUGGACUCACGCACCAUGAAGCUUUGCAGAAAUUUAAGCAGGCCAAGAAGGGCCUCCUCACCCUCACCGUUCGGACAAGCUUCAGCACUCCAUCUUCUGCCACCAGCUAUUUAUCGUCUCACCUUUGCCGUUCUCUGAGUACCAGCAUGUGCAUCACCAAGGAGAACAGCUCCUUUGGGUCAGAAAGCAUCACAACGUUUCCUCUGAACACCAUGAAUCCCAAUGACAGGAUCAUGAUGGAAGUCUCCUUAAAUAAAGAGGCUGGUGUGGGCUUAGGCAUUGGCUUGUGCAGCAUCCCUUACUCCCGGUACAUUUCAGGGAUAUUCAUCCACACUCUUUCUCCUGGCUCUGUGGCUCACAUGGAUGGGAGGCUCAGAGGUGGAGAUGAAAUAGUGGAAAUCAACGAGGCAUCCGUUCAAACAAUGACCCUUAGUGAAGUUCACGCUGUCCUAAGCCACUGCAAUCCUGGCAUUGUGCAAAUUAUCAUUAGCAGACAUCCUGAUCCCCAGGUGUCUGAGCAGCAGCUAAAGGAUGCAGUUUUCAACGCCAUGGAAAGAGACAAAUUCCAUUGGAAUGCAGAAGGGGGCAGUUGGCUUAAGAAAGCUCCCUGUGAAAAAUACUUGGAGAAGAAUGACGCUCACCUCAACCAUCCUUCCCAAAAGCCAAUGAUCCGUUCCAGCAGCGAUAGCAGUUACAAUCCCAGGUCAUCUUGUGGGAAUGGCUUUCUUUAUCAGUUGACCAACGGCCAAGGAAAAGAACAUCAUCUGGAUAUAGCUAUUACACAGCCACCGGGCUCCCGGCAUUCCUUUUCUGAAAUGAGUUUGCGCAAUGAGUCUUCCCCACCGGUAUCUCAAGCCGUCGGUCCCCUUUCGUCACACACGACCAAAAAAAGCGCAGAGAUCCUGGUUAGAAAACCCAGGUCAUUCAAACCCAAACCUCCACCCAGGAAGUACUUCAAGCAGGAUUGUCCUGAUAACGAGCAGACGAUCAGAGAGAUGAAAGAGAGACCCAACCUUCAUGAGACUGAAGCCCCACCAUCUUCAAACAUUCAGGAAGUUGGGGACCUGCUGCGGCUGAGGAAUAAGACGGUUGUAACUCACGGCGCAUUUGCAAGUUCUUUAGCUCCACGAGCUGCAGAACAGCUGAAGACGUCCUCAGGAGCUGCAGAUCGCGAAAAGAAAACCAACAAAGGCAAGACGGACUCCUCUACAAGACCUGCACUCAGAAGACAAGCAAGGGUGGAUUAUAGCCUUGAGACCACAACCGAAGAUCCUUGGGUGAGAAUUUCUGACUGCAUCAAAAGCUUGUUCAACCCCAGCAUGGCUGAAGAAAGGUGCACCUUAAACAUGCCACGUGGCAUCGGGAGCAAAGACGGUGAGCCAACCUUGCAUUGCUCAGGUCCAGCCCUGCAGCCCUUGGACACCGAGGAGAGCGACCCCAAAGCCUCUUCUACAUCAGAAGAAGGUGACUGUGUGAAGAAAGGGCCACCUGUAGCGCCCAAACCAGCUUGGUUCCGUCAGAGCCUCAAGGGACUCAAGAAAGGAAGUCCAGAUGCAAAAACUCUCCGAAACAGCAGCACUGAGCAUCAGAGCAUGUCGGACAAUGAGACGGGCUCCAUUACCAAGAUCAUCCGGGCAUCUCCUAGAGGAUCGUCAAUAAAGCAGAGGAUAAGCUCUUUUGAAAACCUGGGCACCCCACAGUCUCCUGAAAAGGGGACUAGGAAGCUGAGUCCAAAGCCGUCCGUUCAAAAAGACGACACUUCUAGCGGGCAGGAUCCCCACACUGCCAAGUGUGAUCCGCAGGAAGCGUCCGCCAGCAACAUCGGCCACCAAGGUUCUGAGAGCAGCCCCCUGCCGUCAUCUCUAGGAGAAAAUCAGAUUGGCUCCUCGUCGUCUUCCUCCUCCUCGGAUCAUUGCACUUCGACUUCAAAGACGAGCAACGACACCCCUCUUGACUCAUCUUUGACUUUUCCAGCCUCGCAAAAUACGGAACUCAACCCACCAGUCACAAAAGCACCAAGUCAACGAGCCCGGAGCUUUCCACUCACUUCAUCUCAGGCAUGCGAGGUGUUGAAAAGCAGCGCCGAGGAAGAAAAAUGCAGCAAAAUCUACUCCAUUAGCAAUCGCUUCUCCUCGGCUUUGAUGAAAUCCUUAGACGGCUUCCCUUCUCAGUCUCCUCGGUGUUCUAGGAAGAGCCCAGCUAGAACCUCCAACGGAGGGAUUUCUGAAUCUGGCACCGAUGAAGACAAGGUUGUUAUCCCUCAAGGAAGAGAAGUUCAACCUCUGGACACUGGCUAUUCUCUUAACCUUUCUGAGUUGAGAGACUACGGAGCAAAUCACCCAGACAAAGAGAAAAGGGAAGAUAAGAAGAAAGCCUGCCCAUCUCCAACCCUGGGAACCUCCGGGCAAGCGGUCAUCUCUCUCCUCACCCCUGAAGAACUGGAGAAGCUUCUGGAGGAGGUGAAAUCUUUGGAUGAAGCAACACUCAAGCAACUCAGUGACAUUCAUGUGACAAUUCUGCAUAAGGAAGAAGGGACUGGCCUGGGGUUUAGCUUGGCUGGUGGAAUAGAUCUUGAAAACAAAGCUGUUGUCGUUCACAAAGUCUUCCCCAGCGGCCUAGCAUCUCAGGAAGGAACUAUCCAAAAGGGGGAUGAAGUCUUAUCGAUCAAUGGGAAAUCUCUCAAGGGUGCCACUCACAGCGAAGCGCUGGAGAUCUUGCGAAAAGCACGACAUCUCAGGCUGGCAGUGAUUGUCACACGAAAACCCAAAGAGAGAGAAUGGAGCGCCCAAAGUGGCUUGCUUGAGUCCUCAGCAUCAACAGGAAGCGAAACUUCAAUGGAUUCCACACCAGAAGAUCUGAUCUUUACAGUUACCCUGGAGAAGACAUCCGCAGGUUUAGGUUUCACUCUGGAAGGAGGAAAAGGCUCCAUUCAUGGAGAUAAACCAAUCACCAUCAGCCGGCUUUUUAAAGGCAUGACACCCCAACACAACCCUCCUGUUCAGCCCGGAGAUGAGCUGCUGCAGGUGCACACCCACCUGAUGCAAGGACUCACCCGCUUCGAAGCUUGGAAUAUCAUCCGGACCUUACCAGAUGGGUUCAUUACUGCCAUUAUCAGGAGGAAAAAUGCAGUGGCUGGAACGGUUUCCUCUCUCCAUGGAGAGGAGUAGUGGCCAUGAUGAGCGCAACGCUCAAAGAGAUUCAGAACUGCUAUGACCCAAACUACGGACUCAUCCCUUGCUCGGGAUCAGCUACUCUGCAGCUGAUUUUAACGGCCCGGGUUCUUUGCUCUCAAAGGGAAUGUCAAGAAAGGCAGAGAUGAGGAGGCCAAUGAAAACAGCUCACUUGUUUGUGUUCGCAGUAUCGUUAAAAGUUCCUGUGGGGAGCUGUGCCCGAACUAAUCCAGGAUUUUGCCGAAAGCAAAAGGGCAGAACCCUGAAAGAAGAUUUGAUGGCAGAGGAGAUAGCGGGAUUAAUUAACCGGGCCUCGAUUGCCUAAUAAGCAUCAAAGCAAACAAAGCAAAGCCCAGCGCACGGAGAUCCAUUUCAGCCUUCCUUCGAUGCAACCUGGAGGGUGUAUCUUGGAAUGUGAGGCCUUGAUUGGCCAUUCCUGGGAUUACAAGUGUGUAAAAGUGUGCAUAUAUUUCCAUCACUGGGAAAACACAUCCCUCUCACUUUGGACUGGCUGUAGAUUGUCCGUGGCUGGAUCAGGAAAGCCUGAUUUAAACCCCAUUUUUACCUGUUCCUGCAAUAAAGUAUCGUUCUUUUAAUCAUG